CUGUCAAGGGCAUCUGAAGCUAACGCUAGCUGAGCCGCUGCUGUUAGCACGUGUGUUCAGAAAAGCUCCAUAGAAACGCAGGUUCGGUGACGACUCCGGUACAACAUGGACGGGUUCGGUUCAGACUUUUCAGCGGGAGGAUCCGGCGGUAAGAUGGACACCGGAACCAUCAUGGAGCAGGUCAAGGUCCAGAUCGCGGUGGCGAACGCUCAGGAGCUGCUGCAGAGAAUGACAGAUAAAUGCUUCAAGAAGUGCAUAGGCAAACCUGGAAGUACGCUGGAUAACUCAGAGCAGAAAUGCAUCGCCAUGUGCAUGGACCGGUAUAUGGACGCCUGGAACACCGUGUCCCGAACGUACAACUCCAGACUGCAGAGGGAACGAGCUCGUAUGUGAACAUCCCGUCACGCUUCCCCUCUUCAGGCUGCUGCUCACAGUGAGGGUCCGAAACCAGCGGAGGUGGCGAGCUGUGCACGGGCGCAUCGUGGCACGCCAUCACCUUCUGUCAUUAUACCUCACAGACAGGCGAGCAGAGCCUGUGGACUUUAGCCAUAACAGCGUCUCUGUGGACAUUCUUUUUUUUUUUAUUUUACACUGAGGAACCGUUGACUAGCAAAGUUUAAUUAUUUGUAUCAUAUAUGUCAGAAUUAACUCUGCGUGUUGGAUUGGAAACUCUAAAAUUGCCUGUUGGAGUGAAAUUCAAGUGUGAAUGUUUGUGAGCCACAGCGUGUCUAUUUCUUGUGCAGACAUGGCGUUCAGCCCCGGAAGAGAAGCAGUUUAGAGGCUGAAUUCUUUGUGUGCCUUUUACAAUCGGGACAUUCGCUACCCAUCAGUGUGAACAGAACUCCUUCCGGUCACUACAGCUGCUUCCUAAAACAAUGUUGGUUGUUUUUUUCAGUCUGAAAACACUCAGCAGGAGACUAAGUUCCAGCAUCCAUACGACUAUAAUAUAAAGAACGCCAGAAAAAGAUUUCCAAUAUGCCAGAAGUACCAGGAUGUUCUACGGCUUCCUGUUAGAUUUUGCUGCAUGCCACAAAUCCUUUGCACAGUUACGUCUCGUGCAAGAAAACUCAAUGUUAUGACAAAGCACGGUGUCCUAGUUGGAUGCAUGAAGCUGUAGUUGAAGUGCAGCUGCAGUAUGUUCUUAAAUUGAAAGACUUUGACUAAAUAUGUGAUUUGGGACGCAGCCGAAACAUUUGCAUCUGCAAAACAAGAAGCAGCACAACCGGAGCCCUUAAGGGACGAGAGUAAAAAGAUCUGCAUCGGGAAGAAUUGAGGAACAACUUGGUGUUUUCACCGCCGUUGACUGUGACAUUCACAGGCCUCCAAACAGUCCUAUAUCAGAGUACAGCCGGAGAACAAAACUGUUUUGUCCGACAUGUUUUCUGGUCGUCACUCUAUCUGCUGCCCUCCACAGUGGUGGGCUUGUUUCCUCGAGGUCUGCCUCGCUCCACACGGGGUUUUGCACCUUUCUCAGCUUUGUGUUCGCGGUUUGUCAGAUGUCUGGGAACCUCGAUCCCUUUCUUCAGCCAUCCCCGCUGCGUUUGUGCAGCGAAGCGAGAGCCAGAAGGGCCUGUGAACAUCAUGUGCAGUGUGACCGGAGGUGUGAUUGUGGGCGAAAAGGAGAGAUUUCCAUGAAAAUAAAAAAUCAAUAAAUCUUGUCAAUCAA
Stegastes partitus (bicolor damselfish) is the source of this 1666-nucleotide messenger RNA. It is a transcript of the gene timm13, whose product is annotated as translocase of inner mitochondrial membrane 13 homolog (yeast). Bases 106 to 393 code for a protein of 95 amino acids. The transcript is spliced from 3 exons. The record is from RefSeq and is a predicted model, not a curated record. Lineage: Eukaryota; Metazoa; Chordata; Actinopteri; Pomacentridae.